ACACGCUUUCGUUUGUAAAUCAAUCUUCGACACGCUUUUGUUCGUAAAUCAAUCAUUGUUGUUUGAUGGAAAGUAAUGUUAACACUUAUUCUCGUCACAAUUGUCAAAGAUUUAAGUUAAAAUGGCUCAGAAACGUAAAAGGUGUUCCUUAUCGGUCGCAGAAAAGCAAAACAUAAUUAAUUAUGUGGACAAAAAUCCUAUGACGAAAAAAUUAGCCAUAGCUGAUAAGUUCGGGAUUCCCGCAAGUACAUUGGGGACAAUUUUAAAAUUUAAAGAUAAGUUUUCAGAAGAAAGUGGUUUGCCUGUAAAUAGUAGAAGAUUAAAAUCCUGCGAGUUCAAAGACGUAGAGGAAUGUGUGUUGAAGUGGUUAAAACAGUGCCGAGACAAAAAAAUUACAAUCGGAGGCCCUAUUCUUCAGGAAAAGGCUCAGCAGUUUGCAGUAGAAUUGGGACAUGAAAAGUUCCGCGCUAGUAACGGGUGGCUUCAAAAUUUCAAAAAACGAAACGAGAUUGUUUUUCGAAAAAUAUGCGGUGAAAGUGUUAAUGAAACAGUAUGUGAUGAUUGGAAAGACAAACUGGCAGAGCUGACCGCCGGAUACGAUCCCGAAGACAUCUUUAACGCCGAUGAAACUGGACUAUUCUAUAAAUGUUUACCUGACAAAACCUUAUCAUUCAAAGGCGAUGAAUGUAAUGGCGGAAAAAACAGUAAACUUCGCUUGACAGUACUGCUGGGAACAAAUUGUACUGGGACCUACAAACUUAAGCCACUCAUCAUCGGAAAAUAUAAAAAACCGCGAUGUUUUAAAAAUGUCAAUAAUCUGCCAACAGAUUACACAUCUAACCAUAAUGCUUGGAUGACCAGUAAUGCUUUUUCCAAUUGGCUUCAAAGUCUAGAUAAAGAGAUGAAGAAAAAAAACAAGAAAAUUAUAAUGUUCAUCGAUAAUUGUACUGCACACGGAGAAAUUCCUAAGCUGAAAAAUAUAAAAAUAAAAUACUUGCCUCCAAAUACCACUUCAAAACUUCAACCACUGGACCAAGGCAUCAUCCAAAGCUUCAAAAUGCAUUAUGGGAAGGAAAUUGUCAGACGGUUUCUUGCUGAUCUUGAACGCCAAACGCCCACUACAAUUGACGUUUUACAAGCCAUGUGGAGGCCAUCGCCAAAGCUUGGAAUCUAGUCACUGAAAAGACCAUUGCAAACUGCUUCAAGAAGAGUGGGUUUAAAGUAACAUGCGAAGAUGAGGAGGACGAUUUAUCACUCGCAGAACUUGCUAGGACCUGGCAAAGAGUUCAAGAAGAAUCGCACCUUCAAGAGACUGAGUUCGAAGACUUUGUUACCUUUGAUAAUGAUUUAGCCGUUUGUGGAGAACUAACUGAUGCUGACAUCGUCACAUCUGUGUUGCCGGUUACUAAUGCAAAAGUGGAUGAAGACGAGGAAGAAGGGGGCGAAAUUGAUGAGCAUAACUUCACAAUAAAAGAUGCUUACAAUGCUUUAAAUAUAAUAAAAUCGGUGUUUCUCAAAAAGGGAGGUUUGAGUGACGAUAUAGUCAAAUCCAUCACGAAAUUGGAUUGCGCUUUGGAUGUAAUAACUCUUACCGGUGGUAAACAGACAACUAUUUAUGACUUUUUUCCUAAUCAAAAUGAACAAAAUUGAGAUUAAGCUACUACAUAUGUAUAACCACAUUUUUGAUUCUUUACCCUUAAUUCGUGAGUUUUGUUGUACGAAUCUUUGAAAUUAACUACAUAAUGUUUGCACCCACAAAGAUAUGUACCUACAAAAAAAUUUUGUUACUUGCCUAAUUGUUUUUAAAUAGAAAACACAUACAGUAAUUUGAUAAAAAAGAGUUAUCAUUUAUUAGUAGAAGUUGUUCGCUAUAACAAGAUGCGUACGUAAUGUUGAGGUGAAUAAAACUAUUUUUUUACCUCUUUAUAACGAAUUUUAGACCAUCCUAACCUUAACAUAACGAACCUCAGUUUAACGAAUUACUCGAUAUAACGAAUAUUUACUUGUUCCCCUCCGAUUCGUUAUAUUGAGGUUGCACUGUAUUAUGUACUGUAAAAAUAGAAUACAAUAUUUAAGUUUUACUUCUCAAAUAAAUUCAUAUAAUUAUCAUGAACCUAAAGAUUCCGCAUUUUAACUCUUUUGUUAUUACUAUUCUCCAUAGAUGUGUAACCUAUAGAUUCCUUAACGAGGAAAAAUAAUGAGCUUAGGAGGCAUAUUUUGGCGAAAAGUACCUGUGUUGAAAUUUAAAUUACUUGUAAGAAAAUUGUAUACAAUCUCUGUUUAUUU
Papilio xuthus (Asian swallowtail) is the source of this 2286-nucleotide messenger RNA. RefSeq names its product tigger transposable element-derived protein 6-like. Lineage: Eukaryota; Metazoa; Arthropoda; Insecta; Lepidoptera; Papilionidae. Gene Ontology annotation, cellular component: nucleus. Gene Ontology annotation, molecular function: DNA binding. Bases 122 to 1174 code for a protein of 350 amino acids. The record is from RefSeq and is a predicted model, not a curated record. The transcript has a single exon.